UUCGCAGUUCGCGGUUCUCUCUAUCGAAACCACUUAUGGCGCCUUUUACAAUUAUUGAAUCGCGCUAGGGUUUCACACUCUCUUGUAACCUCCCACUUUCACUUUGUGUUUGAUUCGAUCCCAUUUUCUGGGGUUUUCUUUUUUCGAUCCUCAUUUUUUCAGCAAAACGAAAUAAGAAGAGAACAACAACAAUGGCGGGGUCACUGACGCCAGGGGCCAUAAAAGAAAUAUGCGGUGCCAAUUGUUCCAGUAGUUUGAAACCAGUGUUGCAAGUUAUAGAUUUGAAGCUGGUGCAGUCGCAACAAGCCAAUAACACCGAGAGGUACCGGCUGGUUCUAUCUGACGGUUCCUUUUACCAGCAAGGCAUGCUCGCCACGCAGAUGAACGAACUAGUUCAUUCUGCAAAGUUGCAGAAAGGUUCCGUCGUUAGGCUCACACAGUUCAUCUGCAACGAUGUCCAGAACCGCAAGAUCAUUGUCAUCAUUGACCUAGACGUUGUAGUGGAAAAGUGUGAGUUGAUUGGAGAACCUGUUGCGUUACCAAAAGAUGGAUCUGCAGAAUCGGGCACUGGUCAAUCAGGAGUCACCCCUGGAAAUUCACAAUCUUUGAAUAACCGUUCACACCCAGGCAGCAUUUCUGCUAGACCGAAUGUAGGCAGCAUGCCUGCUAGACCGAAUAUGGCCGUACCAUCUCCAGAUCAUCCAAGAAUGAAUGCUCCUGCCAGUAGUGUUUAUUCUGGUAUUUCCAACCCUGGAUCUAGUUAUUCUAGUAAUGCACCUCCUACAUAUCCUAAAGUAGAACCCGGAGCUAAUUUUUCUAGAUCAGCACCAUUUACUGGAUCUCAUGGUGAUCAGAACAUGGGUAUUCGUCAUCCCCAAUCUGAGACUUCAAGGACCUUGCCAAACUCUUUUUCUCGUGCACCUCAGCCUAUGUAUCGGCAACCAUCUCCAAUGUACACUAACAGAGGGCCAAUUGGAAAAAAUGAAGCUCCCCCUAGGAUAAUUCCAAUAGCAGCAUUGAAUCCUUACCAGAAUAUGUGGACAAUUAAAGCCAGAGUAACAGCUAAGGGAGAACUCAGGCACUAUAACAAUGCUCGAGGUGAUGGCAAGGUGUUUUCAUUUGACCUUUUGGAUUCUGAUGGUGGGCAGAUUCGGGCAACUUGCUUCAAUAGUGUGGCUGAUCAGUUCUAUAAUUUGAUUGAAGCUGGUAAGGUAUACCUAGUUUCCAGGGGAAGCAUAAAGCCAGCUCAGAAGAAUUUCAAUCACCUUCCCAAUGAUCAAGAGUUAACCCUUGAUAUGACAUCGAUCAUACAACCAUGCCCUGAUGAUGAUAACUCAAUUCCAAAGCAGACUUUUAAUUUUCGCCCCAUUAGUGAAAUUGAAAGUUUGGAAAGCAAUACCAUAGUGGAUGUGAUUGGUGUGGUGACUUCAAUUAGCCCUACAGCUUCGAUCAUGAGAAAAAAUGGUACUGAAACUCAGAAGAGAACACUCCAGUUGAAAGACAUGUCUGGCCGAAGUGUUGAGUUAACAUUGUGGGGAAAUUUUUGCAACGUGGAAGGACAAAGGCUGCAAAAUAUUUGUGAUGAUGGGAAAUUUCCAGUUUUAGCUGCAAAAACUGUCAGAAUUAAUGAUUUCAAUGGAAAGUCUGUUGGGACUAUAAUGACUAGCCUACUGUUCGUAGAGCCUGAUUUUCCAGAGGCUUACACACUGAAAAGAUGGUUUGAAAAUGAAGGGAAGAAUGUUCCAACUCUCUCUAUCUCCAGAGAUACAUCUAGUUUUCCUAAGAAUGAUAAUCGGAAAACUGUAUCUCAAAUUAAAGAUGAGAAGUUAGGGACUUCAGAGAAGCCUGAUUGGAUAUCGGUCUGUGCAACUAUUUCAUACCUAAAGUGUGAUAACUUCUGUUACCCAGGAUGUCCUAUCAUGAUAGGGGAUAGACAAUGUAACAAAAAAGUGACUAACAAUGGUGAUGGAAAAUGGAUUUGUGAUAGGUGUAACCAAUCUGUUGACGCUUGUGAUUAUAGGUACAUACUGUCAUUCCAGAUAAUGGAUCACACAGGUGUAACAUGGGUUACUGCUUUCCAGGAGAGUGGUGAGGAGAUCAUGGGCAUGCCUGCAAAAGAUUUGUAUUAUCUGAAGUAUGAAGAGCAAGAUGAUGAAAGAUUUGCUGAAAUCAUCCGGAAGGUUAUCUUCACCGAGUACGUGUUCAAGUUGAAAGUAAAGGAGGAAACAUUCAGUGAUGAACAACGCGUUAAGUCAACUGUGGUUAAAGCAGAAAAGGUAAACUAUGCAUCUAAAUCCAGAGUUAGUUUGGAAUUGAUUGAUAAACUCUUGACUGGGAAAUCAGAAGGUGCUACCACCGUUACCAACUCGUUAUCCGGUAAUACUGGAAUGGGGACUGUUGAAACUGGUCAAGUAAUGCCACCAGCUUAUAACCCAAUAAAGAGUAGCACUAAUAGUAAUAGAGAUUUUGGGAUGCCAGCAAAUCAAGUGGGUCAACAACAAUAUGGAAACCAAUAUGGCAAUUUUGGUUCAGCAGGUGCUGCUGGUGCAUAUACAUCAUGCACCAACUGUGGAGGUUCUGGUCAUACUUCUAUACUUUGCCCAAAUGUUAGAAAUGUGUCUGGACAGUCUUCAGGAGGGGGCUUUUCCAACAGGGCAUCAUAUGGUGGAUCAGGUGGUGGUGGUGGUGCUUCUGGUGAAUGUUUUAAAUGCCAUCAACCUGGCCACUGGGCAAGAGACUGUCCUGGUUCCGGUGCAGCAACUGCUUCAUAUGGAAGCACUAAUACAAUGCAUGGAAGAUUUGGAGGAUAUUGAAAUUUUGCAAGCCCUUGUUGUCUUUUUUGGAGCUCAGUUUCACUUGUUUCAAGUUCCUCUGUCUUAAAUAUGUAAAAGCAGUUUGGGCCUAAUUCUGUAUAUACAGGACAUAAUUAUGUGGUGUUGGUGCGACGGUUAUCGCUGCCGACAAUGCAACUGUCAAACCAUGUCUUUUGAUCUCGACCAUUUUACUAUUUAGCUGAUGCAGUUGAUCAUUAUAGAUAUGUUUUAA
Vigna unguiculata (cowpea) is the source of this 3045-nucleotide messenger RNA. Its product is annotated as replication protein A 70 kDa DNA-binding subunit A. Gene Ontology annotation, cellular component: DNA replication factor A complex; nucleus. The record is from RefSeq and is a predicted model, not a curated record. Gene Ontology annotation, biological process: meiotic cell cycle; telomere maintenance via telomerase; double-strand break repair via homologous recombination. NCBI's taxonomy places the organism in Eukaryota, Viridiplantae, Streptophyta, Magnoliopsida, Fabales, Fabaceae. Gene Ontology annotation, molecular function: damaged DNA binding; single-stranded telomeric DNA binding; zinc ion binding.